AAGAAGAGCAACGGCGUGUCCGUUACCAUGGUUACGACCCCAGUUCCCGAGUUACGUGCUGUUGGAAGCAUCAGCUCUCGUCAGCGCAACCGUCAGUCAAAGUUUCGCCCAGUGAUGAAAAAAGAGAACAAUUCUGGGAAAAACGGGACGGGUGGCAACUCCAAAAAGCUGAGAGCCUAAGAUGGUGGGUGUUGAUGUCUCCCUGUGGUGGUGUCCCCUUCCUGUGUGCUGUGUUGUCGACCCCUGGUGUGAUCCUUGAAGUGUGUGUGUGUGUGUGUGUGUGUGUGUGUGUGUGUGUGUGACUCUCUCUCCUGGACACCUCACACCUGGUGGCCCACCUCUCCACUGGGCACGGGCGCUGGAGCUGAUCCCAGCCGAUAUUUGGCUACACCCUGGAUAAGUUGCCAGUUCAUCACAGAACAUGCAAACUUCAUACCAAGCCAGGCCUCAUACCCAGUUAGUUAGUUAUUAUCAUCAUUACAUUUGUUCUUCAUAGGAUAGUGCAUCUGAAUUUUUAAAUUAAAACUGUUUGUUUGUUUGUCUUUAUUUGACGGUUAGUCCGUAGCAAAUGACAGGGACAAAAAUGGGAAGAAACAGAGAAUGGUUUGCAACUGGAAUAGCGCCUUUACCAUUAGCCUACAGGGACCCCAAAUAUUUGUGCUUUUUUGUUAAAUAUUUUUCGGAAAUUGCAUUCUGGCACAGUAUCUCUGUGUCACACUAAGGCAUAAAAAAAUGGCACUGAAGCACCAUUGUAAAUUUAAAAAUGUAUUACCCUCACACUAUAAGAACACUUUUUCUGUAUUAAAGAUUACUCUCUGUGUUUUUGAAUCGGUGGUACACCUUAAAAGGAAGUGUUUUCUAACUGUAUUUUUAUAGGCAUGCUUUGCAAUAAUGAUAUACAUAUUUUGCUUUAUAGAUAUGAUGGGCAUGUUUUUAUUUAGCACCAAACAUGGUCAAAUUUGUAACAAGUUCAUGCCACAAGAUUCAUAGAAUAAGGUCACGAUGCGAUAGUGCGUGUUGAAGUAGUGUUUCCAUUGCACAGCUUCCAGGGAAAUACUGCGUGGCGGGCAGCUCGUACCAUGGCUGUAACAUCAGAGUGCCGUACAGAUUAAGAGGCAUGACAAGCACAUGGUGUGGAAGGGUGGAGAGAUGGCUUAGUAUGGAGUUGUCAACAAAGCGUCAGCCGGGCGGGGGGGCGUCUCAUAGUCCUGACACUGGAGAAGCCUUCUCUCAUAGAGUUAGAGCAGACAGACAUGAUCGGACGGACAGAUGCACUGCUGUGUAAACUCGCUGUGGGUUCAGGCGUCUUGUUCCUCCUCCAGUCCCCACAGCUCACACUCACUGCAAUGUGUCGAUAAACUGUUCUGUAACAGACCAUGACCUUUGACCUUCAUGCAGGAAAAAGACAAAAAGGGAAGCUUUCAUGGAGUAUCAACUCAUUUAUUUCAUGGUUGUAUGACAGACACUGGCCUAUAUUUGAUUCUUUUUUUAUAAGAACAACUUGGUGAAAAAGGAACAUGCAUAUUCGUGUAAUUAAAAAAAAAUGCCUUUUGUUUGUGCCAAAGUCUCUUGACGUGAAUAGAAACGUUGGCUCUACUAUCUCCAGUUCUGUGGUCUCCCGUUGGCGCUCCGGGGGCUGGUCUCAGAGCCUCUCCAUAACGGGCCAUGGAAACUCUGACGUUAGACCCCAGCGCUUCUUAUAGGCACCUGUCCUUCCGCGUCACGCCCAGCUCCCAAUAUGAAAAGCGUGUGAUUGUUUUCCGAAUGAGAGUGUGCGUAGACUGGCACUAUAUAGCUUCCGUGUAGUUUCCUUUCUCCAUACAACUGCAAGGAAGACACUGGCGGGACACUUCACACUGGGAGCUUCACACUGCUCACCGCUCACCAGAGGAUAGCAGGAGUUUGUUGCUCUGCUCUCAAUAUAACAUGGAGGUGGCACCUUAUGUCAAGAGAGCUGGUGGCCACGCAGCAUCACUGUUGGCAUGUCUGAGCCUCCAACGAGAAGAAGCUCAGUUCUGUGACUGUGUGGUCAGACAGACACAGAAUCCGGGUCAGCUUUACCCUGCACACAGGUGCGUCCUGGCAGCUUCUAGUCCAGUGUUCGCGUCUCUCUUGUCCUCUGCUGGUGCCCUGGUGGAACUGCAGGCGUCGUAUCUGUCUGGCUCUGUCCUGGGCCUUGUUUUGGACUACAUUUACACAGGCGCCUUGCCGCACGCUUGUACCCAGCAACAGUAUUACAGUCUGCUCACUGCUGCCCACCACCUACAGAUGGAUGAACUGCAGGAGGCCCUGAGAUCUCAGGUGAACCUUGCACAUGAUAGAAAUGCAUCCACGGGAGCUGAAGGCCAGUCACAUGAGGACACUGAAAAUACUUACAGUAAAAUGGUGAACACGUAUCUGCCAUUAGCAGACACUUGCAGAGAGAAUUCACUGGAGAGAGAGGCUCAAUUUUCCGAUGUGAGCCCUUUAAGCAGUGUCAGCACCAGCUGUAGUGCACCUGAAAGCAGUGAAAGCAGUGUAAAUACAGGUAUCUGCAGCAAAGUAAGUUGCCUAACACCUCAGGAUUUGAUUCAGAGAAUCAUAUGCACCGCUGAAGUGCACAGGGUAUCCAGAGUGGGCAAAGAUCUGCAAAGGGAUCAGUUUCAUUCAGCUGGCACUGUAAAAGCAGAGGGUUGGCAUCUGAACACAGAGAGGGAGCUACUGAGGACAGCUGAAAACAGGAGGAGCUUGUAUUUACUCCACAGUGCUGAGGUGCAAGGGGUUAGCAAAGAGAAGACAGUGUGUUCAACGGCAAAAAGUCAUGCAGAGGUAAAGCAAAUUUGGAGGAAAGAGGAAGACGAGAUCCGUCACUCCCCACUUCUUCAUUUCUCAACCGCCCAGCUUAAUGAGAAUGAUUCUCCCUCAGAGAGCUCCUUCGUGUCGUCUCCCUCAUCUCCGCGUCCAUACUGUAGUGCAGUGCCCGUUAUCCGCCACAGCAGUAUAGCCUCUAUGGCAGAAGUUUCUAUGAUGCCUCCUUACCAUCCAGUGUCCAAGGUCUCAGUCGGCUUCAACAGGCGCCCUGACUCACAAUUAGGAAGCACAGGCACUGACAGAAUCACUGAGAGUAUUACCACUAAACUCAAAAGACAUAAUAGGGCACGGAUUCAGGAUUACAGAAACAAGAGUUGGGAGCAUAAUGAUAGUUCAGAUCAAUGUAGAAGAAGUGAUUCAUGUCCCAAAUCCAAUGCAGAUCAAUCUGACAUCCUGAAACAGGAUUACCCCAGCAGCAGCACAGAUCAUGAUGAACAUAUGGGCAAUGGAUUAAACCACAUCACAGAUGAUGAUGAUCGCCUUGUUCAUUGUGAUUCAUUUACGUAUAAGAGUCACACAAAUCAUCCCAGGGGUGAAUCAAUGCCAACGAUUAAGGAUUGCAGCAGUUUCUCAGGAGGAUCAGAGAACAAAUCUGAUCUCAGUUUUGAUGAUUUCCCCUUCAAACAUCAGCGACUGGAUUGCUCUGAUUGCCACAGCGUCGCGAUGGCACCUGCAGCGGAGGAGCAGUCCAAUCACCCACAAGGUCAGAGAGCUGUAGUCUCACUUCCUGUGCAAGAUCCAGAAACAGGAAGUGACCCUCACUGUGAAGAUGUGUGCCCUGAGGGAGAAGCGAAAGAGGAACACAGUUACUCAAGCUGGUGUCCAUCUGAAAUAGAGGGACAGGACAGUCAAUGUGACCUCUAUGGACCGAAGAAUGACUGGUACCCAAACUUGCAAAGAGCUGAGAUGGGCUCAAAAGAUUCUGCCUCUAGCCAAUGUGAACAUGAUGACAAAGAUUCAGCUACGGAAAACGAUAAUGGACGCACAUAUCUGGAACACGAGAACCCAGGGCCAUGGACAGUUUUUACCAUGCCUCUAGACGACAACACGUCUGACCACACGUAUAAUUUUGUUGGACAGUCAUACCGUGGACAUCUUCGUUAUCACUGCCUACCCCAGGAUUACUCAUACUCAUCGCGCCGAGACUCUGAUCAAUCAGCCAAGUCAAGCCACCCUGAUCGAUCAGACCAGUCUGGUGAUGAGGAGGCGGUUUGUGCCUCUGCAAGUCCAGGUCUCAGUCCUCUGAGGCAGCACUUUGCUUCGUCAGACCAGAUACUUCUGCUGGACAUCAGCACCAAACCAUCAGAGUUGCUAGUGUCCUACAGGCACAGAUGUGAUGAACAAGAGAAAUGGGUUUCAUUCCGUCAGAGGGACACAUCUGGAAAUGGUCUUGGGGAUAAUAAUAGAGAGCAUGAACCAACAUCUGCAGCUGGGGUUGUAAAGAGAAAAUUCAGAGCUAGGGCCAGAAAUGGGGCUGAAAGUUGCAAUGAGGCUACGACUAAACCUUGGGCUGGAGAAACAGAUGUUGAAGAAAGAAGAUCUGUUGUUAGUGAGCAAAGCAGGCCAGGAGCUGAGGUCAUACACAGAGCCGAUGCUGUGGAGAGUGAGAACCAGCCAACUACCUUGACAGUCUGUUCUACUCCUAGUGAGUUAGACUCUGUACAAGCCCCUGUGUCAUCUACCUUGUCUGCCUGCAUGCCUUCUACCCUUUCAACCAGCAUGCCAACCAAUAUAUCAGCUCAUCUGUCAACUCCUGUCCACCACCCUUUCCAGUGCUCUAUGUGCGACCGGUCCUUCAGCCAGCGAGGCUCUCUGAAUAGACAUGUGCGGAGCCACCUUGGCGUGCGGCCCUUCCCCUGCCCUCGCUGCCCUAUGACCUUUUCACGCCAGUACCGUGUCUCAGAGCACAUGCGUGUUCACCAGCGCUGUGUCAUCAGCAGCGACUGUGAAAAGCCAGCCGCCACGCCCAUUGAGAAAAUGCCACAAAAGUGACAGUAUCAUUCGCUCUCAGGAUUAUGAGAAGUGGCUUCCAUGACAGGCGGAUAUGUGGAAGACGGUAAAGGCAUUUUUUUUAAGAUAAAGUUCUGAGAUGAGGAUCAGAGGUCAGAACUGAUGGGUAUCUAUAACCUCAAUGCGAGGAGCCUGAAAACGCUGCGGUGCAAUGAAGAGCGGACAUUUUUAAUUGAGGAGAAAAGUAAGCAGUGAGUACAUUAAGAGCAAUACAUUUUUUAUUUGUGCUCACAAUGGAACAUGACCAUCAUCGUAGCGUUGAAAAGCACAUCAACAACAAUCAGUUACUGCAUGUUUAAGAUGCUCUAUAUCUGCUUGACGUGUGAUGAGGUAUAUAACUAUAUCAUAUAUAAUAUUCAAGUUCACCUCAAAUUCUCUUGAUGUUGGUAGCUAAAUUUCGGUCAGACUGACAUUCUGACUCCAUUCCAUUUAGUCUUCUACUGUGUUUUUGUUUAAUAGGUACAGCAUUACUCAUGACCGUUUUCUUUGGCAGCUGAAUUGAAGGCUGCAGUCCCAGUUUCGAAGGUUUUCUAGAAUGGUUUUCCUGUCACAUGUGUCAUUUAUAAGGCUUUUACUGUCUGUUCAGACUACAAGAUGUCAAACAGUUUUCUCAUGACGUGUAAUUAAUGACAGUAUUCAAAUGAUUUAUUUUCCAUUCCUUUAUUCAUGCAUGUCAUUGUUUUCCCAUUGUUCAUCGAAUGCUGUAGGGAUUGUGAUCUAAAAGAGAUUAACAUGACAAACUCAUUACAGUGUCUUAUUUUGUAACAGUGAUUAAGAAAUUGAGUCUGUCCUCUAGAUAUGUCAGUCAGCCACAUUUAAACCCCACCGCCUCAUUUUAUGUGGGUCCUCCUCGUUCUGCCAAGGCUGCUCUGUCCCAUCGAGGUAUGAGCACAGGACCUGUUGUAUCUUGCUCCAGGACGUUGGCUGCAGAUACUUUGGGUCCUGUGGGUUGCCAGGUGGCUCCUCAUGGAAGGGACUCGUUCCAAUACAUCCCAAGAAUGGCCGAUCAUAUUGAGAUGUGGACAUUUCCUCAGUGAAUGUCUUUUGUGGUGCGUUAGGACACAUUGCCGUGCUCAUGAUGAUCGGGGAACACUGCAUUGUAAUAAGAUGAUCAAUGUUAUUUCUGUCACCCGUCAGAGGUUUUAAUGCUGUGGCCGAUCGGUGGAUAUUGUUUUAUGAUCACACGUGAUGGACAUUUUAGAUCCAUUUUUUUUUGUUAUCGUUACAGUUUUCAGAUUUCCAUCAUACAAAUGUAUGCAUGCGAAGUUUAGUAUCAUGUAAAAAGUCUAAAAGUUUAUCGACACAAUCUCAACCCACUGUGAUGAUCAUAAUGAACGUCAUGUGUGCCUGACUGUUGUGUGAAUUUGUGUUGCUACUCUGUACUAAAACAUGAAAUGUUUAAAAAAGAAAACCUACAACUGUUCUACUCUGAGACAGUUAUAUAUAUUCUAAGUUGCAGCUUGUUUUCCUAAAAAACUGGUAACAGUGGCACAGAAAGUGUACAGGCGUGUCAUGAUUUGCACUCCAUGUUCUCCCUGUUAACAGAGAAAUUUAUUAGGGACUCAUCUCACAUGCUGUCCCCUGUGAGGACAGUACGUCGAGUGUUGCAGCGUUGGUACUUCAUGUUGUUGCUCCUGAAACAUGAGCCGACAUGAUAUCAAGGGCAGCCAUGAGACUCAGUGCAUGUUCUGUCUUGUCUAUGCCAACGUUUCUUCUGUAAGCGACUGAAAGGCGGAAAUGGCUCGUGUUCUUCUGUGUUUAACACUUCAGAUUGUUUAAAAAAAAAAAAAAAACAGAGAGAACAUUUUAGAGACCAGAUGUGAUUUGUAUUUAUGGUUGGAAGUCACAUUACAUUUUAUAUGCAUAUUCAUUUUCAUAUUCCACUCUGUUGUUUGGAUAAAAAAAACAAAAACAAAAACAAACAUUGAAAACAACUCACAUGACUUUGUGUUUUCAUUUAGUAAAAAUGAGGCUCUAGAUUCAAACCAUUAGUAAAAACUUAAUUUCAAAUAAGCUGUCAUAUCAGUAAUUACGAAAACAAGUAAGUAUUGAUCAAGAAUAAAGGUUUCUCAUUUUAAGUCAUAAGUAUGAAUUUGUUAGUAAGUCGUUGUUGGAAAAUAAUUAGGGGGUUUAGUAACAAACUUUAAAUCUGCAGUUAAUAUGUUUUUAAUUUUGGUCCAAAGGUUAUUUCACUGUUAACAAAGGUUUAUGAACAUCACUUGCAACAGCUCCAUGAACAGUUGUUUAACAAAUAGUUUAUAAAGUAUUUCAUUGUUUGUUAGAAUUAAAGUCAACAAAGACAAAGCAAAUAAGGUCAUGCUGUUAGAGAGAAACACCAUCUCAAUCCAAAAGAUGUUCCUAUUAAUGGAAGAUAUAUAUAAGAAUAUAUUAUAAACAUUUUCUAUGUGGUGCCAGAUCAAAACCUGGGACCGAGUCUGCCAUUGAUUAAUAUGAUUGUUUAUAUGAGCGCACAGAAGGUAUCUCAGACACUGGCUUCACACAGACCUUUGUCCUGUGGUGUAGUAGUGCAAACAAAGUGUUGAGACAGGUCAGCCAGAGUAGGCAGCAGAUCAUUAUCUACACAGUGGGGAAAGUUGUAGCUUUAGCAACCUGAGUCUUAAUACUUCAACACAGAAACCGAAAGUUAGUCUUGGGAUAGCACCGUCGGAAGACGGAUCACAGAGUAAUGAAUAUCAGAUGAAUGACAAACUGCAGCUUAAACCUGCUCAGUCUCACUACUGAGUGCGACAGAGCCAAAGGAAAAACAUCUGGUUCACAGUUGUGGUUCAGUAAUGAUCUGGGGUCACUUACACUUUUCAGUACUGGA
Acanthopagrus latus (yellowfin seabream) is the source of this 7687-nucleotide messenger RNA. RefSeq lists its product as uncharacterized. The coding region runs from base 1927 to 4842 and encodes 971 amino acids. Gene Ontology annotation, biological process: regulation of transcription by RNA polymerase II. Gene Ontology annotation, molecular function: protein binding; RNA polymerase II cis-regulatory region sequence-specific DNA binding; DNA-binding transcription factor activity, RNA polymerase II-specific. Gene Ontology annotation, cellular component: nucleus. The transcript has 5 exons. The record is from RefSeq and is a predicted model, not a curated record. NCBI's taxonomy places the organism in Eukaryota, Metazoa, Chordata, Actinopteri, Spariformes, Sparidae.